Molecule: messenger RNA, 1740 nt
Organism: Theobroma cacao (cacao)
Lineage: Eukaryota; Viridiplantae; Streptophyta; Magnoliopsida; Malvales; Malvaceae
Product: cytochrome P450 714A1-like
Molecular function (GO): iron ion binding; heme binding; oxidoreductase activity, acting on paired donors, with incorporation or reduction of molecular oxygen
Source: RefSeq, a predicted model, not a curated record
AUGGAAGACUCCCUUUCUUUGUCUCUGAAAGUGAUCUCUUCUCUUGCCCUUAUGGGAGUGGUUUGCUUCUUUGUUCAUCUCUACAACACCAUGUGGUUUAAGUCGGAAAGGCAGAGGAGGAAGCUGUGGAUGCAGGGUAUCAGAGGUCCGUGGCCUUCAUUUAUAUACGGCAACCUCCCUGAGAUGCAGAAGAUCCAACAGGAAGCCGCCAGGACUCCUGAUAAUGAUCAAAUCGUUGGUCACGACUACACUUCCUCUCUCUUCCCAUAUUUCGUACAGUGGAGGAAGGAAUACGGCCCAAUAUACACGUAUUCAACGGGGACAAGACAACACUUAUAUGUGAACCAGCCAGAGCUAGUGAAGGAAAUGAACCAAUGCAUUACUUUGGAUUUAGGCAAGCCUUCUUAUAUAACAAAGAGACUAGCACCCAUGCUGGGGAACGGCAUUUUGAGAUCCAAUGGCCUCGUUUGGGCGCAACAGAGGAAAAUCAUUGCACCUGAAUUCUUCAUGGACAAGGUCAAGGUGAUGGUGGGGCUAAUGGUGGAGUCGAUACAACCUCUUGUAAGAAAAUGGGAGGAUAGCAUUGAGGCACAAGGCGGGGUGAUGGCGGACAUUAGAGUGGACCAGGAUUUGAGAGGCUUCACAGCAGAAGUCAUCGCUAGAGCUUGUUUUGGGAGCUCUUAUUUUAAAGGCAAAGAGAUCUUUUCCAAGCUAAGGAAACUUCAAACAGUCAUAUCCAGGGAAAGCUUCCUUUUCGGAGUUUCUGGAUAUGGACUUCUACCAAUGAAGAAGCAAAAUGAGAUCACUAAUUUGGAGAAGGAGAUAGAGUCAUUAAUCUGGGAAACAGUGAAGGAACGCGAAAGAAAAUGUAUAAAGGCAUCUUCAUUAGAAAAAGAUCUAUUGCACCUGAUAUUAGAAGGGGCUUUGAAUGAUCAAAGUCUUGAUAAGGAUUCAUCCAAGCGUUUCAUAGUUGAUAAUUGCAAGAACAUAUACUUUGCUGGCCAUGAGUCUACUGCUGUCGCUGCCUCUUGGUGCCUUAUGUUACUCGCUCUACAUCCUGAGUGGCAAUCUCGUAUCCUGACAGAAGUGGCUCAAGUUUGUGGAGAUAAAUUGCCAGAUGCAGACUCGGUCUCCCACAUGAAAAUUGUAACCAUGGUGAUUCAAGAAACUUUGCGUUUAUAUCCACCAGCGGCAUUUGUGUCAAGAGAGGCAUUAGAGGAGAUCCAACUUGAAAAUGUUACUAUUCCCAAAGGAGUAUGCCUAUGGACUCUUAUACCAACUCUACAUCGAGAUCCUGAGAUUUGGGGUUCAGAUGCAAAUGAAUUCAAGCCAGAGAGGUUCAAUGAUGGCGUCUCUAAAGCUUGCAAGUUCCCUCAAGCCUAUAUCCCAUUUGGAUUGGGUCCUCGCUUGUGCUUGGGCAGAAACUUAGCAAUGGUUCAGCUAAAAAUUGUUCUUUGCCAUAUAAUCUCCAAAUUCACUUUCUCUCUAUCGCCAAAGUAUCGGCAUUCUCCUGCUUACAAAAUGAUUGUAGAGCCUGGAAAUGGUGUACAUAUUCUAAUUAAAAAGAUCUAACUUCCUAAGUUACAAGAUAGGAAUGUAGUUUCUUUUGUUCUUAGUUUGGUUUUUUUUUUCUUUCCAUUUCGUGUUUGGUAUGGUUGUUUAAUUUGAAUCUGUUAGUUGCGUGAAAGCUUCUAUAAAUUGCUUCUAAUUGCAUGCAAGUUUGAGCUUGGGUUGGAUUGA